AUGCGGUUCUCGCGGUGGAUUGAGCAACUGGCUGCUUUCAGCCUGAUCGCCUGCGUUUCAGCUCGCCCGGCAGCUUUUCAUCCUCAGGGCCGGGAGGACAUUACGUUCAGUGUCGCUGUCUCUUAUGCGAGAAAAUCAACCACACCGGAUGCUCUCCUUUUCCAGAUCAAAGCACCUACCACGGUGCGAUGGGUCGCUCUAGGCCAAGGGAACCAAAUGGCAGGCGCCAACAUGUUCCUGGUUUACUCGUCCUCGUCCCCAAGCAACGUCACCGUCUCUCCGCGCUCCGCACCGGGUCAUGCGCCUCCCAAGUUCAAUCCGAACGCUCAAAUUUCACUCCUCUCUGGAUCCGGCAUCCGAGAUGGGUUUAUGACGGCGAAUAUUCGGUGUGAGGCCUGCCUUGUUUUCGGGGGAGGGCUGUGGGACGAGCAAAGUAUCGCCAGCGAGUGGAUUUGGGCCUACACAGUCGGGCGGCCGAUGAGUUCUGACGAUCUCUCGACUGACAUUGACUUUCACGAUGAUUUCGGCGGCGCAGUGAUUGACCUGAGCCGUACGAAAGCUGACUCCUCCGAUAAGGAUCCGUUCCUGAACCCCAUUUGGGACGCAGUGCGAGGAAGCGAGGGUUCUGACAACCCCCCCGCUGCGAUUAUUUCCACAGCCGCAAUUGCUCAUGGCUGUCUGAUGGCGAUUGCAUUCGUUGUUUUGAUGCCAAUAUUCGCCAUGCUAGUACCCAUAUCGACCUUUGUACCCAUCUCCGUGACCCGAGUUCAUGCACCGCUGCAGGGCAUGGCAUUGGUUAUAGCAAUCACUGGCCUUGGAUUAGGAGUCAAACUUUGGACUGGCGCCGGAGCCAGAGCUGCUAUACAUCCCAUCCUCGGUAUCAUUGUCGUUGUCUGUCUCUGCCUCUUGCAGCCCUCAUUUGGGUGGCUUCAACACAAGCACUUUGUGCGCACGGGAGGACGGAGCCCGUUCGCCUCUCUCCAUCGAUGGCUGGGGCGCAUCAUGAUCGCACUUGGAAUAAUCAAUGGAGGGGUCGGGUUGCUCUGGGCGGGAGCUGGUGUGGUGUCGGGGCCGCUUCACACGGGCCUGCGGGUGUACGUGGUACUCGCGGGGAUGGUAUUUCUGGGAUACACCAUAGCGCACGUUGGCAUUUCCGUUCGCACCGGGAGACAAAGGGGUGCAUGCAGCCUCCAUUCGUCUGCCAGCAACGAGGACUUGAUCUGGAGCCAUGAAGGACGUCUCAACGGAGGCGGAGGAGCAUCUGCCAAAUACGGCAGCACAGACUAG
Molecule: messenger RNA, 1287 nt
Organism: Uncinocarpus reesii 1704
Lineage: Eukaryota; Fungi; Ascomycota; Eurotiomycetes; Onygenales; Onygenaceae
Exons: 2
Coding region: 1-1287 (428 amino acids)
Source: RefSeq, a predicted model, not a curated record